Molecule: messenger RNA, 945 nt
Organism: Acanthosepion pharaonis
Lineage: Eukaryota; Metazoa; Mollusca; Cephalopoda; Sepiida; Sepiidae
Source: the annotation of a GenBank genome assembly
AUGUUUUUUCUUUUCUCUCUCUCUUUUGUUUAUGCGUUUUCUUUUCCCUUUCCUUCUCUCAUGCAUUUUUUUUCUUUCUCUCAUGCAUUAUUCUUUUCUCUCUCUUCCUCUCACACGUUUUUUCUUUUCUCUCUCUUCCUCUCACACGUUUUUUUCUUUUCUCUCUCUUCCUCUCACACGUUUUUUCUUUUCUCUCUCUUCCUCUCACACGUUUUUUCUUUUCUCUCUCUUCCUCUCACACGUUUUUUCUUUUUUCUCUCUUCCUCUCUCACGUUUUUUCUUUUCUCUCUCUUCCUCUCACACGUUUUUUCUUUUCUGUCUUUUUCAUGCAUUUUUCUUUUCUCUCUCACACAUUAUUCUUUUUCUCUCAUGCAUUUUUCUUCGCUCUCUCUCACGCAUUUUUCUUUGUUCUCUCUCUCUCACGCAUUUUUCUUUGUUCUCUCUCUCUCACGCAUUUUUCUUUGUUCUCUCUCUCUCACGCAUUUUUCUUUGUUCUCUCUCUCUCACGCAUUUUUCUUUGUUCUCUCUCUCUCACGCAUUUUUCUUUGCUCUCUCUCUCUCUCACACAUUUUUCUUCGCUCUCUCAUGCAUUUUUCUUCGCUCUCUCACACAUUUUUCUUCGCUCUCUCUCUCUUUCUCUCAUGCAUUUUUCUUUCCUCUCUCUCUUUCUCUCGCCUAUUUUUCUUUUCUCUCUUUCUCGCCUAUUUUUCUUAUUUUUUUUCACUUUUUCUCUCACUCAUUUUUCCUAUUCUCUCUCUCUCCAUUAGACAUUUUUUCUCUCACAUGCAAUUUUUGUUUUCUCUUUCUCUAAUGUUUUUUUCUUUCUAUUCUCUCUCUCUCUCUCACACAUUUUCCUUUCCUCUCUCUCUCACACAUUUUCCUUUCCUCUCUCUUUCCCUCAUGUAUUUUUUUUCUUUUCUCUCGUUGACAAGUGUAUUUCAUUGA